CAUCAAACAAAUUCAGGCAAAACUCUUGUUGAACAACCUCACGACGAUGAGCCUAUGGGACCUUUUGAAGGACCUGAAAAAUUACUUGAAUUAUGGUUUGCCGAUUCUCGAAAUGACGUCUUGGACGGCGGAUUGAUGCGCGUAGACCGUCAAGUAUGGGAGAACAUGUUGGAUAUCGUCAAAUGCAAAGUGUUGAGCGUUAUUCAAGGCGAUGACGUAGAUGCCUACCUGCUCAGCGAAUCAUCCAUGUUUGUCUUCCCCCACAAAUUGAUCUUGAAAACAUGCGGCACAACAACUUUGCUUCUAGGCUUGGAACGUUUGCUUUCUAUCGCAUUUGAUACACUCAAAGCGGCUGACAACCCUACCCCAGCAGAAAGUCUCAAUAGCAUGGAACUUGGCAAAUUUGUCAAACGAUGCUUCUAUAGCCGUAAAUCGUUCAUGUUUCCUGAACGUCAAAAAGGCCCACACCGCGAUUGGUUAUUGGAAGUGGGCGUUUUGGAUGAAUACUUUGCCUCAGGAUCUGCCUACACGGUUGGCAAGAUGAAUGGCAACCAUUGGCUUUUGUAUAUGACAUCGCCUACACAAGGAAUGGAUGCAAUCGGAACCGUUGCUCGUCCGCUACGGCUUCCCUCUUUGCCACGUCCAACACCGCCUGCGGAUGAAACGUUGGAAAUUUUGAUGACGCAUCUUUCUCCGGCUUCUUGCGCUCGUUUCGAGUUUCCGGAUUCGGUCGCAACGCCUGAUCCUGCCAAAGUUGCAUGCAAUGAAAAAGAUCGUGGUCAUCUUUUGGGCACACAAUUGAGCUCUACUUUGGGUUUAACACAAUUGUUCGAUGAUACAAUUGUUGAUGCUUAUGCAUUUGAACCUUGUGGAUUCAGUGCAAAUGCUAUCGUCAAGAAUCAGGCAUGCAAAUCCACCGAAGAUGGCUACUGGACCGUCCAUGUGACACCAGAACCAGACAGUUCUUACGCUAGCUUUGAGACCAAUAUCGCUGCAUGCAGAGACGAUAAAGGCUUGCCUUGGCUUGUGGCUCGUGUCUUGAGCAUCUUUGAGCCAUCGAGAUUGAGUGUAACUUUGUUCACUUCCUCAAACAGCUCUUCUCCCGCUCCUUCAUUGCAAGACAUCAAUGAAGAUAAUGAUGGAUACAAAAAAUCUGACAUCUUACACGCUUUACAGUUGAAGAACUACCGUCGUACAGAUCGUAUCGCAUACUCUUUCGAUGAGUAUGAUUUGACUUUUGUCAGCUUUGAU
Molecule: messenger RNA, 1251 nt
Organism: Meira miltonrushii
Lineage: Eukaryota; Fungi; Basidiomycota; Exobasidiomycetes; Exobasidiales; Brachybasidiaceae
Product: S-adenosylmethionine decarboxylase
Exons: 2
Biological process (GO): spermine biosynthetic process; spermidine biosynthetic process
Cellular component (GO): cytosol
Molecular function (GO): adenosylmethionine decarboxylase activity
Source: RefSeq, a predicted model, not a curated record